Molecule: messenger RNA, 2732 nt
Organism: Lemur catta (Ring-tailed lemur)
Lineage: Eukaryota; Metazoa; Chordata; Mammalia; Primates; Lemuridae
Gene: PRPF38A
Product: pre-mRNA processing factor 38A
Exons: 10
Coding region: 223-1161 (312 amino acids)
Cellular component (GO): precatalytic spliceosome
Source: RefSeq, a predicted model, not a curated record
CAGCGGCCAUCUUUGAUUCGCUCGGCGACAUGGUUCGCGGAAGAAGUUCCUUACGCUACAGGGUUUCCGGCUUCAAGAUGGUCGCCUAAACUGUUGAGACUUUUACUACAUUUCUCCAUCCCUCUCGGUGUUCUUUUUUUUGUUUGUUUGUUUGUUUUUUUAAUUAACCUGGACGUGACGCAUUAAAGGACCCGACGGAAAUAGAACUGAAGGAGUUCUAAAAUGGCGAACCGUACGGUGAAGGAUGCUCACAGCAUCCACGGCACCAACCCUCAGUAUCUGGUGGAGAAGAUCAUUCGAACACGGAUCUAUGAGUCCAAGUACUGGAAAGAGGAGUGCUUUGGCCUUACGGCUGAACUUGUAGUUGAUAAAGCCAUGGAGUUAAGGUUUGUGGGUGGUGUCUAUGGUGGCAACAUAAAACCAACUCCCUUUCUGUGUUUAACCUUGAAGAUGCUUCAAAUUCAGCCUGAGAAGGAUAUCAUUGUGGAGUUCAUCAAAAAUGAAGAUUUCAAGUAUGUCCGUAUGUUGGGGGCACUUUACAUGAGGCUGACAGGCACUGCAAUUGAUUGCUACAAGUACUUGGAGCCAUUGUAUAAUGACUAUCGAAAAAUCAAGAGCCAGAACCGAAAUGGAGAGUUUGAACUGAUGCAUGUAGAUGAGUUUAUUGAUGAACUACUGCACAGUGAGAGAGUCUGUGAUAUCAUUCUGCCUCGACUACAGAAACGCUAUGUGCUAGAGGAAGCUGAGCAACUGGAGCCUCGAGUUAGUGCUCUAGAAGAAGACAUGGAUGAUGUGGAGUCCAGUGAAGAGGAAGAAGAAGAAGAUGAGAAGUUGGAGAGAGUACCAUCACCUGAUCACCGCCGGAGAAGCUACAGAGACUUGGACAAGCCCCGUCGCUCUCCCACGCUGCGCUACAGGAGGAGUAGGAGCCGGUCUCCCAGAAGGCGGAGUCGAUCUCCCAAAAGGAGAAGCCCCUCCCCACGCCGAGAAAGGCAUCGGAGCAAGAGUCCAAGACGACACCGCAGCAGGUCCCGAGAUCGACGGCACAGAUCCCGCUCCAAGUCCCCAGGUCAUCACCGUAGUCACAGACACAGGAGCCACUCAAAGUCUCCUGAAAGAUCUAAGAAAAGCCAUAAGAAGAGCCGGAGAGGGAAUGAGUAAUGGACUCAGUCUGCUUUAAGUCCAAAAUGGCCUCCUGUGGAUAUGAGAGUAUCUAUGUGGAAGGAUUAAGAUCUCCGCCCUAGGCAGCUAUAAGAAUAUUUUAGUUUUUUCUUAUCAGGUUUCUCCACUUUUUUUUUUUUUUUUUUAACAAAAGAGGUGCUAAGUUUUGUAUCUCUUUUUGAAUCUUGACAUCUUUGAGGGAUGAUGUUCCUAAGGGUCAGUUUUAGAGGAAAGAUAAUGUUUCCUCAGGGUUCCCUUUUUGUUAUUAAACUUCACACACCCAUUUCUCAUUUUUCUGUAGUUUACUUUUUUGUUGUUCUGUGAUUUGAACUGCUUUUAGGAUCCUGGGAUUUGUGCUGCUGCUAUUAUUCAAAUCAAAUCAGUAAAACAUCAUAGUUCUUAACUUUUUUGCAGCAGUGGCAAGUGGUAAUAAACAUGAAAACUGGUUAGCAGCAGUUUUGCAAGAACAGAAUGCAUUCAAAUGUAAGGCUGCUUCCAGAUCAUUUAAUCCAAUUUCAUCGACUAGUUCAAAAGAUGUUAGCACUUUAACACCCUUUAUACGGCACAUUCUUACAGCAUGCCAUUUGUUCUUCCCACAAGCUUUUAAACCCAGGUUAAGGUGCUCAGCCUUUAUCAAACAUUGACAUUAUCCAAGCCUAAUCAGUAGCAAUAAGGGCAUGAGGAUUGAAAAAGAUUUGAUGGAGAGAAAAGUGUCUAAUACUACUCAUGGUUUUGACCUGAAUUGCUGGGCACUAGUGCCAUUCACAAAGUCAGAAAAUACAGCAGGGGCCAGGCGCAGUGACUCACACCUGUAAUCCCAGCACCUUGGGAGGAUUGCUUGAGGAUAGGAGUUCGAGACCACCCUGAGCAACAUAGCAAGACCCCAUCUCUGCAAAAAAGAAAAAAAUACAGCAGGAAGAAACAGCUUUUAAAGAGGCAGGAGUGAGAGGAUUGUGGUGACAGUGAAAAUGAUACUCAUUUUAACAAGUUUAAUUUGAGAUAACUGUGGUAUAGCUAAAGCCCAGACAGUUGGAAAUAGGGACUACAGUUCUCUGUAGUGAUUGAGGCCAGAAUUGACAGUGUUUAUGUAACUGUGGAAGAUGCAGAUGAGCUUGCCCAAGGAGAGUGUGUAUGUAUGAAAAGCAAACAGUAGAACCGCAGGCAACACCAACAGUGGUGACAAGAAGAGGUACAAGUAACCUAUUUAUUGAAGACUACAAUGACCCCUUCAGAAAGACAGAAGAAUUAGAGAGUAGGUUGUAGAAGCUAAGGUUUAAGGAUACAGAAGCAAAGUGAGGAUUAAAGUGUCUCCAUGGGCAUUGAUAAUUAAGAGAUUAUUAGGAUCUUUGCUAGAAGAGUUCCCUUUACCUGUACUUACUUUAACUCCUUUAAAAAGGGAAAAGUGCUUGAAUGACUUCUUGCAACUCUAGUCCUAAGCAGGAACUGUUAAGACCAGCUGUGUUGCAGCAUCCAGUUUCUUGGGAAGUUAUGUCUCGUCAUAGUAUAAACAUUGUUAUUUGCUAUCGAACGGAAGGACUUUUACAGCAAUAUUAAAGCAUUUUUUAAAACUA